This is a messenger RNA of Fusarium poae, 240 nucleotides long. RefSeq lists its product as uncharacterized. The transcript has 2 exons. The coding region runs from base 1 to 240 and encodes 79 amino acids. NCBI's taxonomy places the organism in Eukaryota, Fungi, Ascomycota, Sordariomycetes, Hypocreales, Nectriaceae. The record is from RefSeq and is a predicted model, not a curated record.
AUGGAUCGUCAACCAACAGCCAUAUCAACUGCAACCCACACUUCUCCCCCAUCCGAAGCUCCAACUUCCCCAUCCGCUCAAGCUGGUGCCGACCGUUGCAUGCGCCACACAAAUAGCUGGACACCUUCAUUUCAGCGUCGACAGAGCUGGAGCCCUGAGGAACGAAAGCAUGAGAUGCACAUGGACAAGAUUGGCCAGGUCAAUACGGGGCCUGGAUUCACAGAGCGUGACGGUGCGUAA